AUGAUCCGCCCACGGCCUGCGUCUUCCUUGCAGAAGACGUACGACGAGUGCUAUCUCGCGUGCUCCACCGCUGUGUACUUUGAGGGCCAGAACAACGAAGAGGAAGCAUUGCGGUCCUGGAGAACUGCCCUUGAGACUAUCUAUCAUCACAAUGCUCGUCGUGUACCGUCGAACUAUACCCCGAAAUCUGAAACCGAAAGAGCCCUGCAGGACUCCAUCCGGGCGCUAGAGAUUCAAUGCCGAGAACGGGUCGAUCUACUAGGCGCCCUCCAAGCAAGCAGGAAAGAAUCUGCAGAGGCAAAUGGCAGUAAAGAGAGCGCUACCCUUGUCAAGGGCAGACCAACUCCUAAAAUACCGCCGCCAUCGUCUUCUAACACUCCUGGCUGGAUCGGAGAUGGAACAAUCCCUGCCGUGGGAUACACCGACCUUUCCAAACCAGCUGCCAUACCCAGCCGCCCUGCGCUGCCAACGAAACAAAGUCAUGACUCGCCGCCAGUUUACGACGAGGCUGGACCAGCGACCCUGUCAGCGGUUGGAACUCCUGCACUGCGUGUGCACUCAAACUCUUCAGGCAAAACGAGAUCGCGUGGCUCCAGUCCCGAGCGCCGGAAACCCAUGUUGACAACUUUGCGCAGCAGCGAUGGCAAAAAGAAUGGCAAGAAAGUCAAGGUUGCAUCAAAGAAGAAGGACUCGAGACCUGCUGCCUCCACGGCUGCAGGCCUAGCAUGGGGUAGCAUCUAUCGCUCUGCAUCAGGUGAGAAGCCUGUGAGCGAUGCGGCUCUGGCCUCAUCCCGGCAAAGCGCUGCCCACGAUCCCAGCUUCCGCCGAGAGGCAAAACCAAGAUCUAUUCCUGGGGAUGAACCUCCGCAGCCGAGAAUUCGCGUUUCCCGAGACCACCUAUCCGCGGACCAAAUUCCUGCCGCCCAUUGGCGAGAGCCUCCUCGUUCGUCUCCGAAGAGGUCCUCGCCUAGACCGCCGACUCAGUCCCCUAGUCAGCCGCCGCCGCGGGGGCCUCGACCUUCACCUUUACCUGAAAGCCCUAAACUACAACAUCCUCAUUCAAUGUCCAUGCCGAACCCGGCGGACUUUGCACCACCUAGACCAUCCAUCAAACCCAAGCCCGUGGCCUUGCGAUCUUCCCAGCCGACAAGCCAUCCAAUGCAAGCUACUAAGUCUGAGAAUUCUUCUCGGAGUCUGACGCCUCGGCUUGACCGUGAAGUAAAUUCUUCCAACAAUAAGCCGCGGACAACAUCUGCUCCUAGACCUCCCAAAAUUGGCGAAACGGCCCGCGUUUCUCCAUCAUCUGCUAGCGGGGAUGAUUUCCAUCGCAGUGUCGACCGGCUGGCUAUCUCUCAAGGGAAUAGUGAUGGUGCAAUACGGCGCAAAGCCCCACCAGUCAAACGACAAGAGACAACAACUCCACCACUAUCAAGCGAACCAGAAUCUUCAGAUCAGCGGACCACAGCAAGCGAUGCAGAGGACGAAGACGAGGAAGAAGACAGUGAAAACUUGAAAAUCAUGGAGAAAUUGCCCAGGGGCGUAGAUCCCCAGUCAGCAAAGCAAAUCCUAAACGACAUCGUAGUACGCGGUGACGAAGUACAUUGGGAUGACAUAGCAGGCUUAGAAGGAGCUAAAAAGGCCCUCAAAGAAGCAGUCGUCUAUCCAUUCCUCCGUCCAGACCUCUUCUCCGGUCUCCGCGAACCAGCCCGCGGAAUGCUCCUGUUCGGCCCCCCAGGUACAGGCAAAACGAUGCUCGCACGAGCAGUAGCCACAGAAUCAAAGUCCACCUUCUUCUCCAUCUCCGCAUCAAGUCUAACAUCAAAAUGGCACGGCGAAAGCGAGAAGCUCGUGCGCGCCCUCUUCGGGCUCGCCAAAGCCCUCGCCCCAUCCAUCAUCUUCGUCGACGAGAUCGACUCCCUCCUCUCUGCGCGAUCAUCCGGCUCAGAGCACGAGGCCUCCCGUCGCUCCAAGACUGAAUUCCUCGUUCAAUGGUCUGACCUCCAGCGCGCAGCUGCAGGCCGUGAACAGACAAGCCGCGAGAAGAAGGAAGGCGAUGCUAGUCGUGUACUCGUCUUAGCAGCUACCAAUAUGCCUUGGGAUAUUGAUGAGGCUGCGCGUCGUCGCUUCGUCCGUCGGCAGUACAUCCCGUUGCCCGAACAUCAUGUCCGCGAGCAGCAGAUCCGAAAGCUUAUCAGUCACCAACACCACGAGAUGAGCGAUGCGGAUAUCCAGGUCCUGGUACAGGUGACAGAAGGCUUCUCCGGCUCAGACAUAACAGCCCUCGCCAAAGAUGCAGCCAUGGGUCCCCUGCGCAAUUUGGGUGAGGCCCUCUUGCACACACCGAUGGACCAGAUCCGCGCCAUUACCUUCCAGGACUUCGAGGCAAGUUUAUAUUCCAUUCGACCUAGUGUAUCCCACGACGGACUCCGGAAAUAUGAAGAUUGGGCGAGAGAAUUUGGCGAGCGAGGCGGAUAG
Penicillium hordei is the source of this 2475-nucleotide messenger RNA. RefSeq lists its product as uncharacterized. NCBI's taxonomy places the organism in Eukaryota, Fungi, Ascomycota, Eurotiomycetes, Eurotiales, Aspergillaceae. Gene Ontology annotation, molecular function: ATP binding; ATP hydrolysis activity. The transcript has 3 exons. The record is from RefSeq and is a predicted model, not a curated record. The coding region runs from base 1 to 2475 and encodes 824 amino acids.